AUCACGUGCGUGCACUUGCCUCCGAGCCUAACCAUGUCUUCUCACAAGACUUUCAGAAUCAAGCGAUUCCUGGCCAAGAAGCAAAAGCAGAAUCGUCCCAUUCCUCAGUGGAUUCGGAUGAAGACUGGUAAUAAAAUCAGGUACAACUCCAAGAGGAGACACUGGAGGAGGACCAAGCUAGGACUGUAAAGAAUUGAACAUGAGAUGCAGCAUAUUUCUCUCCCCGGAGUCACAAAAUGAUACAUU
This is a messenger RNA of Heterocephalus glaber (naked mole-rat), 246 nucleotides long. RefSeq names its product large ribosomal subunit protein eL39. Gene Ontology annotation, biological process: translation. Gene Ontology annotation, molecular function: structural constituent of ribosome. The record is from RefSeq and is a predicted model, not a curated record. Gene Ontology annotation, cellular component: ribosome; cytosolic large ribosomal subunit. Lineage: Eukaryota; Metazoa; Chordata; Mammalia; Rodentia; Bathyergidae.